UUUUCUUCAGAUUCUCCCAAACUUCCAAUGAAAAGUCCUGCCCACAGUCUUCGCACAAAAACUCCUUCUCCUCGCUCUUCACCUCGUACUCCACGUCCUAAAUCUUAUGCUGGUUCCACAUCUGGACAUGACAUAGUAAUUGUUCAACAAGGCACACAAAUGCAAGAAACUUUAGAUGGUGAUCCAGAACUGAUAAAAUUACAAACAAUUCCUACAUUUCUUCCAAUUAUGAGAGGUGCACUAAAUAUUCCAACAGUCAGAGAUCCAGAAGUAUUAGAUAAAUUAGAUCCCCAAGGUGUUCUUCAGUUGUGUUUGAGGUAUCAGGAACAUUUACGAUAUUGUGCAGAAGCUGUAAGCAUAGAACAAAAUGCCAUUGCAGGAAGAAUCCGUGAAGUUGAUUUUGCUAUAGCGACCCUUAUGGGUCUCAUAACAGAACGGCAGAAAAAAUUUGCAAAGUACGCCGAACAAUUAGGAAAGGUGAAUGAAAUAUCGUCAACUUUAAAACGAUGUCAGACAGCAUUAGCAGAAACAUUAGAAAGCAUGGAAACAUUGAACGCUAUGCUUCCACCCGAAGAUCGGUUAGAGCCAUUUGUCAUGGUAACUGGAUAGGAAUUACUCAAUUCUGCAAAGGCUGAUUCUGAUUGAAUUACAUUAUUAUUUUAAAAAUAGAAAUUUAUAAUACAAACAUAAACCAAAAGAAAAUAUUGUGUAAAUAUAUAGUAAUGAAUAAUCUCUUAUUGCACUAUAUAUAAAUCAUGUGAAACUAUCAACUCAUUAUUUUAAAUAUUACUUAUAUUUAAGUAUUUCAUUUACAAACAGUGAUUUUCUUAAACAGUUAGCAAUUUUCAUAUGCUAUAAAGCUUACAUUUCAUUCAGAAUGGCUGGCUGCAGAAUUUGAAAUCUCUUUCUAUCAGUUACAGGAUUAAUUGUUAAUUAACUUACUAUACUUAUAUAAUUGAAUAUUUGUUUUAAGUACAUUGUUGAGGAAGAUUUCUUUAACCAGUUUAACCAGUAUUUAACUGUGCAAAAAUAUUACAUUCAUUUUAAAUUUCUAUUAGAUGUAAAUUAUUGUAUAUU
Centruroides sculpturatus (bark scorpion) is the source of this 1077-nucleotide messenger RNA. It is a transcript of the gene BORCS5, whose product is annotated as BLOC-1-related complex subunit 5-like. The annotation marks the transcript as partial. The record is from RefSeq and is a predicted model, not a curated record. Gene Ontology annotation, biological process: lysosome localization; organelle transport along microtubule; positive regulation of anterograde synaptic vesicle transport. NCBI's taxonomy places the organism in Eukaryota, Metazoa, Arthropoda, Arachnida, Scorpiones, Buthidae. The transcript has 3 exons. Gene Ontology annotation, cellular component: synaptic vesicle membrane; cytoplasmic side of lysosomal membrane; BORC complex.